CAGAGACAAAACACUCCAAAGCACAGAAAGCAGCUUAUCUUUCCCCAAGCUACACCCUGCAAACUUUUCUGUGCGUAGUCACUUUUUCUUUUUGUGCAGCUACACAACACAGCAGGAUGAGCUCUGACGACUUCACCAGCAGUGCACAGUCCAAGCUGCAGAAGGCAAAAGACAUGAAGGAUGAGGAUAAGAUGUACACAUAUAAUGGGGUGAAAUACCCGAGCCUCAUGUGCCCUGAAGAUCACCUGAAGGCUCUGGUGGACAUGGAAGCCAGAAAGGAUGACCUUGUGCUUGUAGCCUAUCCCAAAUGUGGUUUUAACUGGAUGGUGGGUGUGGUGAGGAAGAUCAUUACAGAGGCCACUGGAGUGAAAGUUGAAACCAAGAUGCCCCCACUGAUUGAGUUUAUGGGACCCCAGGCCUUAAAGGCUGUAAGUGAGGCUCCAUCUCCGAGGUUUCUGGGGACUCACCUGCAUCCUGAUAACAUCCCUGCCUCCUUUCAUGAAAAGAAAACCAAAAUGUUGGUGAUCUUCAGAAACCCCAAGGACACCUUGGUCUCCUUUUAUCACUUCUGCAACAAAAACCCAGUGCUUCCUAAUGUGGAGUGGGAUUCCUUCUUCUGCGACUUCAUGUGUGGUAAUGUUGGCUGGGGCUCAUACUUUGAUCAUGCCUUGGCCUGGGAAGAGAAGAUGAAUGACCCCAAUGUUUUGUUUGUCACCUUUGAGGAACUAAAAGAGGACCUGAGUAAGGGCAUCCGUCAGAUCAGCACCUUCUUUGACCUCAGCUUGACAGAGAGUCAGGUUCAGCAGAUCACAGAGGAGAGCACCUUCAAAGCCAUGAAGCAAUGCUCGGCCAAUGCCCACAUUAUUGGAGAUAUAAUCUUCAGGAAAGGUGAGGUUGGGGACUGGAAGAACCACUUUACACCAGAACAGAGCAGAAAAAUGGAUGAGGCAUUCAAUGAAAAACUGGCAGGAACCAGGCUGGGAGCUAAGCUUAACUACCAGAAGUAUUGUCAGUAGAAUGCAAGGGAAAAUUAAAGGAGGGAAGUAUGCUUAAAAAAGCCUUGGGGACUUCUCUGCCCUGAGCUGGCUAGGAAAGAUCUCUUCCCUCCAGAAAGAUCUGUACAGAUCCUUUGAAUACCUCUACAGAUACUGUUGGAGGCAGGAAUCUGAGACAAAAACUGCUUGGGAGGCUCAACUCACAGACAAAAGUCUCUUGUGAAAAGUUGAAAAAAGAUAGGGGGGCAAGAGGGGAAAGGGAUGUAUUAUGGGUGAUCAGGGCUGUUUUUGUUGUUGUGAAAAUUGCACAAAUUUAUUAGUCUGAGGAAUUAUGAAACAAUUUAAGAGAUAACCUUUCUAUGUGCUAGCCAUGUGUUAUUUAUUGUGGUCAUGGCAAAAGAGGUCUAGGCUUCUUACCUCAAUGACAGAAGACCCUUGAUAAAGGUUUUCCUUUUCUGCAUAUCAAAAGCAAAUGCAUUCCUUUGCAGAAAUUAGCCUAUUGAAAAACUUGCUUUGACAGAUGACACAUAGCCUACAACGCAUUCAGAAAGCACUCAGACCCCCUUCGCUUUUUUCAAUUUUGUCAUGUUGCAGCCUACAUCAUUUAAAUUCAUUUUAAUUCUCAUGAAAGAACUGAAAAAUCUCAGUGACACAAGUAUUCAGACCUCCUCCCAUUUUUCUUGAUCUUUGCUGAGAUGUUUCUACACCUUGAUUGGAGUUCAUCUGUGGUAAAUUGAAUUGAUUGGACAUGAUUUGGAAAGGCACACACCUCUCUAUAGACGGCAUCAGAGCUGGCAAAGAAUAUUAGAGCAAAAACCAAGGCAUUAGGUCAAAGGAACUGGCUACAAAUCUCAGAGACAGGACUGUUGCAAGGCACCAAUCUGGAGAGGGCUACAAAAAAUUCUGCUGCACUGAAGGCUCCCAAGUGCACAGUAGCCUCUAUAAUUCUCAAAUGGGAGAAGUUUGGCGACACUAGUUUACAACAAUAGGUUUUAAUUAUCCUCAAAUGUGACCUCAUUCUGAUGGAGAAACUAUCAUUUAAAAACACUUAUGAGAUUAUUGACUCACAAAAAUGUGCACAAUCACUGUUCUGUCAUUUUGAAGAUUACAAUGAAGAAUAAAAUCAUCCAAUUUCUCA
Messenger RNA from Cheilinus undulatus (humphead wrasse), 2133 nucleotides. It is a transcript of the gene sult6b1, whose product is annotated as sulfotransferase family, cytosolic, 6b, member 1. Gene Ontology annotation, molecular function: sulfotransferase activity. The record is from RefSeq and is a predicted model, not a curated record. Lineage: Eukaryota; Metazoa; Chordata; Actinopteri; Labriformes; Labridae. Gene Ontology annotation, biological process: sulfation. The coding region runs from base 117 to 1016 and encodes 299 amino acids. The transcript is spliced from 7 exons. Gene Ontology annotation, cellular component: cytoplasm.